UCUCUCUUUCCAUCUUGCUCUCCGCCAUGAAAGCUCUUCACGCCUCCCACAUUUUCUCUCUGCAGAGGCCUUACCUGCCUCGUUCCAUCCGGGCCGUCCGUUUCCUCCAUCCAUCGCAUCCGUCCGUUGCUCCUAAAGGCCUCGGGCUUCGUUACCUAGCCCUCGAUCCCCGCCGCAGGCCGGGGUUCUAUCUCAGCCGUCCGAUCGCCGCUUCUGCCGCUUCUCACAAAGAAGAGCCGCAUACAGAGAUUGAAGUGGAAAAAGGGAAUGGGGAGGUCAAAACAAAUACUGAGGAAUCACAGGAAGAAUGGGAAAAAACGUUAGAAUCUUUUAAAGAGCAAGCAUUGAAGAUGCAAGCCGUGUCAAAGGAAGCAUAUGAAGUGUACUCUGAGAAAGCAAUGAUAAUUUUGAUGGAAACAUCGAAGCAGUUGAAAAUUCAAGCGGAGAAAACAAGACACGAUUUGGCUGUAGUUGCCAAAGAAAUCAGCGAAGAAAGUAAAGAAUAUCUUUCUGCUGCAGCUGAGAAUUCCCCUGAGCCUGUGAAGGAUAUUGUGGAAACUUUCACCUCCUCAUCUGAUGAACUGAAAGAAGUGUCUGAAGUUCGUGACUUUUACCUUGGAAUUCCAUAUGGUGCACUUCUUUCUAUCGGUGGCUUUCUUUCCUUCAUGCUAACUGGCAGCAUUUCUGCGAUUCGGUUUGGUGUCAUCCUUGGUGGCGCUCUUUUGGCACUAAGCAUAUCAAGUUUAAGAUCAUGGAAGCAUGGAGAGGCAUCUGCUCCAUUCUUGAAGGGUCAAGCAGCAAUUGCAGUUAUAAUCUUUAUAAGGGAGUUGCGCUUGCUGUGUCAGAGGCCAUCUUUUCCCACUUCUUUUAUGACCCUCAUCAGUGGCGGGAUGGUAGUCUUCUAUCUGUAUCGGAUUGGACUAAGUGGUCUAGAUGGUCACAAGGGUGGUCCUAGUGCAGAGCAGAUUCCAGAAAACUAAUGCCCUGAGAAGAGGUAGGAAGGUUUGCUGUGACUUUUGAGGGCUUUUGAAUGCAUUGAGGAAACUCUGACUCGGAAUCAAGAAGCAAGAGACAUUGGUUGAGAAAAUCUGGCAUUUGUAAAUCAGCUUUCUAUCCCAGUUUCGCAUUGUAUUUGAUAAAAGCUAGGGAAGUUCCUCUGGAAAAAAAAAAGAAAAAAGGAUGGAUUACAGAAAAAGAUUUCCCCCACUCUUUCAGGGAUUAGUACGGUAAUGCUGUUGGUGUUUUCUCUAUAAAUCAGUAGGCUAGUAAGCUGCCCACAAAAUAAUGAAAGAUGUGUAAUUUUCAAGGCUUGGGUGCCUCUAGAGGUGGAAAGAAACCUAAAGAGCAGAUAA
This is a messenger RNA of Magnolia sinica, 1352 nucleotides long. Its product is annotated as protein FATTY ACID EXPORT 3, chloroplastic. NCBI's taxonomy places the organism in Eukaryota, Viridiplantae, Streptophyta, Magnoliopsida, Magnoliales, Magnoliaceae. Bases 27 to 980 code for a protein of 317 amino acids. The record is from RefSeq and is a predicted model, not a curated record. Gene Ontology annotation, cellular component: membrane. The transcript has 7 exons.